AUGUUGACAAUGGAGAAAGAAUUUGAUUCAAAGCUUGUUCUUCAAGGGAAUUCAUCAAACGGUCAAACUAUUUCCAGAAGCAAAAGCUUCGCAUUUAAAGCUCCUCAAGAGAAUUUCACCAUCCAGGAUUUCGAGCUCGACAAGAUCUAUGGCGUUGGCUCUUAUUCCAAGGUUGUUAGGGCGAAGAGGAAGGAAAAUGGAACAGUGUAUGCUUUGAAGAUCAUGGACAAGAAAUUUAUCACCAAGGAGAAUAAAACAGCUUAUGUCAAAUUGGAAAGGAUUGUUCUUGAUCAACUCGAGCAUCCCGGGAUUGUGAAGCUCUUCUUUACAUUUCAAGAUACAUUCUCACUAUACAUGGCGCUUGAAUCUUGCGAAGGUGGGGAACUUUUCGACCAAAUUACCAGAAAAGGUCGCCUAUCAGAGGAUGAAGCUCGGUUCUACAGUGCAGAAGUUGUGGAUGCUCUUGAGUAUAUACAUAAUAUGGGACUGAUACAUCGAGAUAUUAAGCCGGAAAAUCUGUUGCUAACUUCAGAUGGACACAUUAAGAUUGCUGAUUUUGGUAGUGUAAAGCCAAUGCAAGACAGCUUAAUCACAGUGCUUCCUAAUGCAGCUUCCGAUGAUAAGGCGUGCACAUUUGUCGGGACAGCUGCAUAUGUUCCUCCUGAAGUUCUCAACUCCUCUCCAGCAACUUUCGGAAAUGAUCUCUGGGCACUUGGCUGCACUCUGUACCAAAUGCUUUCAGGAACUUCUCCAUUCAAGGAUGCAAGUGAAUGGCUGAUUUUCCAAAGAAUUAUAGCAAGAGAUAUAAAGUUCCCAAAUCAUUUCUCAGAAGCAGCAAGAGACCUCAUCGACCGAUUACUAGAUACAGAUCCUAGUAGAAGACCAGGAGCUGGAUCAGAAGGUUAUGAUUCUCUCAAGAGACAUCCUUUCUUCAAGGGCGUAGACUGGGAAAACCUACGGUCACAAACUCCUCCAAAACUAGCUCUAGAUCCUGCGUCUCAAUCAGCAUCGCCAGAGAGAGACGGUUUUCCAUGGAACCCAACACUUGUUGGAGAUACUUCAGUCAUGCAUAAUGAUGGACACGGUGGCCUCCCUUCAGCUUCUGAAUCAUCAGGUUCCAUAACCCGGCUUGCCUCCAUAGACUCUUUUGAUUCGAGAUGGCAACAGUUUCUUGAACCGGGAGAAUCGGUUCUAAUGAUAUCAGCAGUAAAGAAGCUACAGAAAAUCACCAGUAAGAAAGUGCAGCUAAUACUCACCAACAAACCGAGACUGAUCUACGUUGAUCCAUCAAAGCUAGUCGUGAAAGGGAAUAUAAUCUGGUCUGAUAACUCCAACGACCUCAACGUUCAAGUCUCAAGUCCUUCGCAUUUCAAGAUCUGCACACCGAAGAAGGUUUUAUCGUUUGAAGACGCGAAACAGCGAGCUUUGCAAUGGAAAAAGGCGAUCGAAGCUAUUCAAAACCGUUGA
Arabis nemorensis is the source of this 1467-nucleotide messenger RNA. The record is from the annotation of a GenBank genome assembly. NCBI's taxonomy places the organism in Eukaryota, Viridiplantae, Streptophyta, Magnoliopsida, Brassicales, Brassicaceae.